Spodoptera litura is the source of this 3261-nucleotide messenger RNA. It is a transcript of the gene Phax, whose product is annotated as phosphorylated adaptor for RNA export. Gene Ontology annotation, biological process: snRNA export from nucleus. Lineage: Eukaryota; Metazoa; Arthropoda; Insecta; Lepidoptera; Noctuidae. Gene Ontology annotation, cellular component: nucleus. The record is from RefSeq and is a predicted model, not a curated record.
CAGCAGCUGGUGGAGAUUGAUAUAGGUGGAAUUGCUGUAUUUCGUUAAAAUCCUUUCAUGAUCUUUUAUUUUAUAUUUUUUAUCCUAAGUCUCAAGAAUGAUGUCAACAACAGAAGGCGAGUUGGACGUUGAAGUUCCUCUGGACAGGGAAGAAGGGGAGUUGGUGGAUUCGGAUGUGGAAGAGGGUACUUACAAACCUCUGGCGAGGCCUGAGGCGUUCAACCCUCCUUCGUUAGUGCAUAUGCAGAUACAGGAUGAGCAGAGCGACGAGGGGUCGCCGCGGGAGUCAUCAGGGUCGGAAUCUGAUGAUGAGCCGCGGCGCCGCGCCAAGCGGACCAAGCUGCGGCCACGCCGUCCUCCACCACAACCAGAUAAGAAGAACAAGUAUAACAUUUGGUGCAAGGCUUUACAGGAAGACUUGUUAACAGAAGACAUGGUGAGCUGUGAUGUAUCAAAGAAGAGCAGAUAUGGCGUUGAGUCUUAUGAUUAUACUAUUAAGUAUAGAUUAGAUGAUAACUUUAUUAAUAAGAAGAAAAUAUUCACGAAUAACGAUGACUAUGAUGAUAGUGAACGAGUUUCUAAUAAACGGAGGCAUGAGGAUAGAUCUAAUGUGAAACUAAGGCUUGGGAAGCGAGAUAGUAGUCACAAUCGUAAUGAUAAAUUGAAGCCUCGGAUUCUUGGGGACCUGGUUGUUAGUGCAGAAGAUACUGCGGAACAUAUAGCUGACGAAAUAGCUAAUAAUUUGUCAGAAGAUAAAAAGGAUUUAGUUGGUCGUAUUGUACAAGUAGUUGGUGCUAACAAGGCUAUAGAAAUAUAUAAAGAAACACAAAAGUUAGAGGCGGAUGGUGGUAUGCUUGUUAUGAACGGUACCCGUCGCCGGACGCCAGGGGGCGUGUACUUCUUCCUACUGAAGCGUGACGGUGACGUGUCGCAGGAGAUGAUCAACCAGAUCUUCAACGAGGACCGCAAGGAGACGCAGCGCAAGAUCAAGCGAGCGCGAGCCAAGAGCCGUCAGACUGUCAUGGAACAGCUCAAACAGAGCCUCACAGAUUCGGAGCUGCCGUCGUUGUUAUCACGUGGCGAGGCGACAGUGCAGUCGGAGCACGGCUCGAACCCGCCGCCGUCGCCCGCGACAGACGCGCGCGACUGCUCGAGCGAUACAGACGCGCCAUGCGAUGCUCCGCCGCGCUCCCCACGCGACUACGACGACGACGACUUCCUCGAAGUCAUGUGUAACGAUGACAUGGACAUGUUCUAGGCGUGGACCCGCCAUAUCCACGGACUCAUUGUUCCAGCGAACUGCCAACAUAGGUUAAGGUCGCCGGUAAAUCCAAAGUUGUGUACUCGAAUAAGCGCUUACCGGCCCGGUCCGCACUAUAAGUGCCCGCGACCCGCCGACCUCUACGAUGACGCUGCAUGGUCAUCUCUGCCCCAUAAGAAGAUCCUCGUUUUAAUCCUAAGGGCGAGUGUAUAUGUAAGUCGUUUUAAGAGUGAUACAGUUGACGAUAUAUUAUUUUUGGUGAAUCCUACACAUAACAAUUGUAUUGUAAACACAGGGAGAUCUUUAUCACAAAUAGUAUAAAGUAACCAUCGGGUAUUUUUAUGUAUUAAUUUGAAAGCUAUUUGAAGUAGUCUAACAAGAACACUGAGAAGCCAGUUGUAGAGUCUGUUACAAUAUAAUUGUGCUUUAACAUUGAGUUUCCACUGGUACAUGAACUACACUUAUAAUUUAUUGCUAAUUAGUUUGUAGAUCGGACAUUACGAUUUUUGAUGACGCACUAUUUCCAACUAUACUUUCUCGUAACGACUUUCGUUACUCAAAUACUAUUUAUAUUUUCGUAGUUGUGCAGUGUCUCCCAAUCAUGAGACGGUGGAAUUAGGUCAGACUGACGACUGGGGCUGUCCGGCAGCUUCUUACUAACUUUUGUAUUAGACGUAAGUACGUAAAACUGCCAAUAUUUAAACGAUUAUAGUGUACUUUCCUGGGGACGCUCAAGAGUUUGCUAAGUCUAAUGGUGCGAAGAAUUAACUUGGAAGUGUUCAGUUCCUGUGUCGAGUGCUUGCGGGUGUUGGAGUAAUGUAUGUUAGGAUUGGCUCGUAGUAUUACUAAAAUAUAUGUUUACAAGCAAAACGUAAUAUAUUAACCAACAUUAUGAAAAUGUCUAACUUCUGUAGUUUUUGCAAUCAAUGGACAUUUUUACGGGAGUUUAGUGACUAUAUCACCAUAGUUGUUUUCAUGUUGCACUGAAGUUUACAGUUGAAAUAUUAUCACUAGUUGUUAAAGUGUGGGUUUAUAGGUAACUUCAUGAAAUAGAUGUUUGUUAGCUCACAUACCGGUACCAUUUCCUUUUAGACAAGUUCACAGUUUACUACUGGCAUGAUGUAAUUGUAGGGCAUUUUUAACUUGCUACUAUAUUCCACUAAUAUUGCCAAUAGGAUUGAGUUUAUAAGUCAAAACCAUUUAACUAUGUGAUAUUUAAAUGCAUGCAUUUGUGUGAAAAGCGCCUAAAUAAGUAUAAAGCUAUUGAUUCGAUGGACUCUACCCUGUAUAAAAUAUUUAUUAAUAUUCUUUGAUCUCAAAAACUGAGGAGGAAUUGGUUUUAUAUAUAACUGUAGCAAACGUCAAACUUAGAGGUGCAUACAUACGAUUCAAUAAUAUAUAAUGAUGUAUAAUAUUAUAUUAUAAAACCUGGGCAUUAUGGUGUUCAUAUCCGCCUAUAAAAUUAUUUUUGUUACUAAAUAAACUGAUUGUCUCUGGUUCAUUAUUGAGCUGUAUAAUAGCUGUAGAGGUAGACAAUAAAUAGCUAACUUUUUUUAUGUGGCAAUAUAUUCUGGGAGUGUGGCAACACUACAAAUUAUUCAGCCAGUGUCUGCUGCUCUCCUUGGUAAUGCCUCCUUGCCUUAGAAAGCAGGUACAAUAGGUACCUGUGUAUGUUACAGGUACACCACAAGAUUGUAUGUAAAUUGGCUAAUUGGUCAUAUUCUAAGGUCAAUUUCAAAAGUAGGAUAAGCAAAUAAGAAUCUUGUUGGUCUAACUGUUUUAUACAACUUGUGUAUAUUAUAGAUUGUUGUGUUAUAUCAAUUACUAUGUAUGUAUCGCCAAAAUGUUGAAAAGGUCUGUGCGAAUGUACUUGGGAGCUAUUGACUGUCUUUUAUACUGAAGAUCAUUGGAAGUGUUGUGAUGUUGAAAAUGUACAGUUAUCUGAAUGUUACUGAUAGACAGACUCUCGGAAAUAAUUUGUAUAAUAAAAUUGAGAAAAA